Molecule: messenger RNA, 369 nt
Organism: Emiliania huxleyi CCMP1516
Lineage: Eukaryota; Haptophyta; Isochrysidales; Noelaerhabdaceae
Exons: 4
Coding region: 1-369 (122 amino acids)
Source: RefSeq, a predicted model, not a curated record
AUGGAUGGAGCGCGCAGUUUCCAAGGCAUGGCAGCACCGAGCAUCAGGCGAAUCGGCCGCCUCUUCGCGUUGCUGUGCGCGGCCCCGCUGGGCCACUGCGUUGCGUUCGGGCAGCGGGCCGGCGUGCAGCCGGAUACCGUCGACCAGCUCAACGCGGUGCAGUUUGACAGCCGGUGCCACUCGGUCACCACGGACCCGCCGCCGGCCAUCGACCCCUUCGCGCUCGUCGAGGGGCUCCUCGAGCCGCUCGGGUCGAACGUCCGCGCGCAGCUGGACCACACCGAGUCGCCCACGCUGCGCGACUCGGCGCAGCACUUCUUCGGCGCGGGGCGAGCGCGCGAGGGCAAGCGCGUGCGGCCGGCUGCCUAA